Molecule: messenger RNA, 17977 nt
Organism: Lacerta agilis (Sand lizard)
Lineage: Eukaryota; Metazoa; Chordata; Lepidosauria; Squamata; Lacertidae
Gene: AHNAK
Product: AHNAK nucleoprotein
Exons: 6
Coding region: 302-16651 (5449 amino acids)
Biological process (GO): regulation of RNA splicing
Cellular component (GO): cytoplasm; nucleus; costamere
Molecular function (GO): protein binding
Source: RefSeq, a predicted model, not a curated record
UGAGAGUUACAAGAGCCCAGCCCUAGACUGGGUGCUGCCCACUCGGUGCACUCCUGCGGCAGGGAUACCACGCGAGAGAGCCUGCUCGCCGGGGCUCAGCUACCGCCUCCAGGAAUCCAGGACAGGAUCGGGGUCUGGGCAGAAGCAGCGAACGGGACCGAAGCCGGGCAUGGCCGUGCCGGGCAGCUGAAGGCCACGGACCCGCAGGUUGGGAAGUUGGAAGAAACGUUACCAAAGGAUUGGCAAGUGACGAGAAGGGAAUUCCUGGGGCGGUUCCGGCCUGGACCAAAGUCCUAGAAAGAUGGAGAAGGAGGAGGAAGAGACCCGGGAGAUUCUGCUCCCCGACUGGGAAGGCAUUGGCUCUCGCGGACUUACCAUCGACCAGACGAACGAAGGCGUUUUCGUGAAACAGGUUCAACAGGACUCACCCGCUGCCAAAGCAGGCAUUGUGAAAGAAGGGGAUCAGAUCGUGAGUGCCACAAUCUACUUCGACAACCUGCAGUCCGGGGAAGUCACAGAGCUCCUGAAGAACGUGGGCCACCACACUGUCGGCCUUCGGCUGCAGAGGAAAGGUGACCGGUCUCCAUUGCCAGGACAGUCUUGGUCCCAUGACGUCUUUGCCUCAAGGAGUCCAGAGGUUGUUUUGAGCGGAGACGACGAAGAGUACAAACGGAUUUACACCACAAAAAUCAAGCCUCGCCUUAAAUCGGAAGAUGGCUUGGAAGUCGAGCACACAGGAACCCAAAGCAGAACCAUCACAGUCACCAAGAGAGUUACUGCUUACACUGUCGACGUCACAGGUCAUGAGGGUGCCAAAGAGAUUGACAUCAGCAGCCCAGAGUUUAAAAUCAAGAUUCCGAAACAUGAACUCACCCACGUUUCCAAAGCCGAGAUUGAAACAGAACCUGGGAAAACUGUCAUCAAGAUUCCACACGUUGACUUGUCGGGGAGAACAACUACCCAGAUAACAGACUCCCACGCUGGGGUGAGAGGAAGACCUGACAUUACGUAUACCGGACCAACUAUUGAGUCGCCCUCUCAGAGGUUGGAGUUUGGUGUUCCUGGUAUCCACAUGGAACAGCCUAAGGUUGGGAAAACUGAUAUUCGAAUAUUUGGGCCUCAUGUCACAGGUGUAGAUAUGAGAACCCAGACUAACUUUAUACCAGGAGGCCAGGAAGCUGGUUUCCAUGUUACAACGCCUGAAGUGAAUGGGAAAGGAGGUAGGGGUAAAAUCCAAGGUGAUGUGGGAGGGCUGCAAGCUGAUUUAUCAUUGCCCCACCUCAAGGGUCCUUCAGUUGGUAUUUCAGGACCCCAAAUUCAAGGUGAACUGAAAGGUCCAAAAGUGGACAUCCCCAGUGCCAGCGUCGGAGGCAACAUCAAAUCUCCAGAUAUCAACAUUGGAAGCACAGGAAAGAUGGCGUUUCCUGCAAUGAAAAUGCCCAAAUUUGGUAUAUCCUCCUCAGUUUCUGAUGUUGAGGUUCCUCAGCUUGAUGCAGUGGCUCCAUCAGUGUCAAUAAAAGGCCCAGAAGUGUCCUUGAAAGGCUCCAAAUGGGCCAUGGGAGAACCUGGAAUCUCACAACCACAGGUGGACGUGGGCCUGAAAGGUGUGGACUUGAAGGGUGGCCUGAAGACCACCUCUCCAACAUUGGAAGGCCCCAAGGUGGCUAUCAAAGGUCCUGUGGUGGAUCUUGGGGCUCCAGAUGUCAGUCUUGAAGGGGGCGAAGGAAAACUGAAAAUACCCCACAUGAAACUUCCUAAAUUUUCUGCACCAGAUCCUGCAGUGACUGUGACUGUUCCAAAAGGGGGACUUAACAUCUCAGGACCUAAAGUGGAUUUGCAAGCUCCCGAAGUGACCCUUGAAACAAACGUGAAAGGACCCAGAUUUGGCAAGCCUGAAAUAGUUGGUCAUACACCCCAGAUCUCUAUGUCAGAUGUUGACUUGAAUCUCAGAGGCCCUAAAGGGAAAGGCGCCAUGGACAUUUCAGGGCCAAGGGUGGAAGGCCAUUUAAAAGGGCCUGGAAUGAAUAUUAAGGGUCACAAACUAGAUAUUGAAACUCCCAAAGUUGACCUAAAAGGUCCAAAAGUCUCAAUGCCGUCCAUGCAAACAUCACCAGUAAAAGUCGCUGUGCCAGAUGUGGACUUGAAUGUCAAAGGGCCAAACCUAAAGGGUGAUGUGGCUGUUUCUGUGCCAAAGAUAGAAGGCAGCCUCAAGGGGCCCCAGAUGGAUCUCAAAGGCCCCAAAGUGGACAUCAAAGGCCCUGGAGGACAACUGAAGGGUCCUCAUGUCAAGAUGCCUGAAAUGCAUGUUAAGGCACCUCAAAUAUCCAUACCAGACAUUGACUUGAACUUGAAAGGCCCCAAAGUCAAGGGAGGUGUCGAUGUUUCCAUUCCAAAAGUGGAAGGAGAAUUAAAGGGCCCAGCAGUUGAUAUCAAGGGCCCCAAAUUGGACAUUGGAACACCAGAUGUCGAACUUCAUGGACCUGAACUCAAAAUGCCAAAAAUGAAAUUACCUAAGUUUGGUGUAAAAGGAGAAGCCCCUGAUGUGGAUGUCAGUCUUCCAAAGGGAAGUAUCGAUGUUUCAGCUCCAAAUGUAGACAUUGAAGCUCCCACCUUCAACAUCAAAGGUCCUGGAGGACAACUGAAAGGUCCCCAUGUCAAGAUGCCAGAAAUGCAUGUUAAGACCCCUCAAAUAUCCAUGCCAGACAUUGACUUGAACUUGAAAGGCUCCAAAGUCAAGGGAGGUAUCGACGUUUCCAUCGCAAAAGUAGAAGGAGAAUUAAAGGGCCCAGUUGUUGAUAUCAAAGGCCCCAAAUUGGACAUUGGAACACCAGAUGUUGAACUUCAUGGACCUGAACUCAAAAUGCCGAAAAUGAAAUUGCCCAAGUUUGGCGUGAAAGGUGAAGUGCCUGAUGUGGAUGUCAGUCUUCCAAAGGGAAGCAUCGAUGUUUCAGCUCCAAAUGUAGACAUUGAAGCUCCCACCUUCAACAUCAAAGGUCCUGGAGCACAACUGAAGGGUCCUCAUGUGAAGAUGCCAGAAAUGCAUGUAAAGACCCCUCAAAUAUCCAUGCCAGACAUUGACCUGAAUGUGAAAGGCCCCAAAGUCAAGGGAGGUGUUGACGUUUCCAUCCCAAAAGUAGAAGGAGAAUUAAAGGGCCCAGCUGUGGACAUCAAAGGCCCCAAAUUGGACAUUGGAACACCAGAUGUCGAACUUCAUGGACCUGAACUUAAAAUGCCGAAGAUGAAAUUGCCCAAGUUUGGCGUGAAAGGUGAAAUGCCUGAUGUGGAUGUCAGUCUUCCAAAGGGAAGCAUCGAUGUUUCAGCUCCAAAUGUAGACAUUGAAGCUCCCACCUUCAACAUCAAAGGUCCUGGAGGACAACUGAAGGGUCCUCAUGUGAAGAUGCCAGAAAUGCAUGUUAAGACCCCUCAAAUAUCCAUGCCAGACAUUGACCUGAAUGUGAAAGGCCCCAAAGUCAAGGGAGGUGUUGACGUUUCCAUCCCAAAAGUAGAAGGAGCAUUAAAGGGCCCAGCUGUGGACAUCAAAGGCCCCAAAUUGGACAUUGGAACACCAGAUGUCGAACUUCAUGGACCUGAACUUAAAAUGCCGAAGAUGAAAUUGCCCAAGUUUGGCGUGAAAGGUGAAAUGCCUGAUGUGGAUGUCAGUCUUCCAAAGGGAAGCAUCGAUGUUUCAGCUCCAAAUGUAGACAUUGAAGCUCCCACAUUCAACAUCAAAGGUCCUGGAGGACAACUGAAGGGUCCUCAUGUGAAGAUGCCUGAAAUGCAUGUUAAGACCCCUCAAAUAUCCAUGCCAGACAUUGACUUGAACUUGAAAGGCCCCAGAGUCAAGGGAGGUGUUGACGUUUCCAUCCCAAAAGUAGAAGGAGCAUUAAAGGGCCCAGCUGUGGACAUCAAAGGCCCCAAAUUGGACAUUGGAACACCAGAUGUUGAACUUCAUGGACCUGAACUCAAAAUGCCGAAAAUGAAAUUGCCCAAGUUUGGCGUGAAAGGUGAAGUGCCUGAUGUGGAUGUCAGUCUUCCAAAGGGAAGCAUCGAUGUUUCAGCUCCAAAGGUGGACAUUGAAGCUCCUGGAUUAGACAUUGAAGGACCAGAAGGCAGAAUAAAAGGUCCCAAAUUCAAGAUGCCUGAAAUGCAUGUUAAAACCCCUAAGAUCUCCAUGCCGGACAUUGACUUGAACUUGAAAGGGCCUAAAGUGAAAGGGGACUUUGACGUUUCUGUGCCGAAAUUAGAAGGUGGCUUGAAAGGUCCUGCGAUUGAUAUCAAGGGGCCCCAAGUGGACAUUGAUGUGCCCGACGUUGACAUUCAUGGUCCUGAAGGAAAAUUGAAGAUGCCCAAAAUGAAAAUGCCCAAAUUUGGAAUGCCAAGUUUCAAAGGGGAAAGCCCUGGCGUGGAUGUCAGUCUUCCAAAGGGUGACAUUAGUAUUUCAGGUCCCAACGUAGACGUUGAAGCUCCUGGACUGGACAUUGAAGGACCCGAAGGCAAAAUUAAAGGCCCCAAAUUUAAGAUGCCAGAGAUGAACAUCAAAGCACCCAAGAUAUCAAUGCCAGAUGUGGAUUUCAAUCUCAGAGGCCCCAAACUGAAAGGAGAUGUGGAUGUUUCCCUACCAAAGGUUGAAGGUGAUUUGAAGGGUCCAGAAAUUGACAUCAAAGGUCCCAAACUGGAUAUUGAUGCUCCAGAUGUCGACCUCCAUGGCCCAGAAGGAAAACUGAAAAUGCCCAAAUUCAAAAUGCCCAAAUUUGGAAUGCCUAGCUUCAAAGCAGAAGGUCCAGAGGUGGAUGUAAGUCUUCCAAAAGCAGACGUUGACCUUUCUGCUCCCAAAGUAGACAUUGAAGCACCAGGCUUGGACAUUGAAGGCCCAGAAGGAAAACUGAAAGGGCCCAAGUUUAAGAUGCCUGAACUGAAUAUCCAUGCACCCAAGAUAUCAAUGCCAGAUGUAGAUUUCAACCUGAAAGGGCCAAAAGUGAAGGGAGAUGUGGAUAUCUCUGGGCCAAAGAUAGAAGGUGACCUGAAGGGACCCAAGGUCAACAUUGAGGGUCCUAAUUUGGAUGUUGAUGUCCCAGAUGUGGAACUGGAGGGUCCUGAAGGAAAAAUCAAAGGUUCCAGAUUCAAGAUGCCAAAACUCAAUAUUAAAUCUCCUAAAAUCUCCAUGCCAGAUGUUGACUUGAAUCUCAAGGCCCCCAAAAUGAAGGGUGAAAUGGAUGUGACUGUCCCAAAGAUUGAGGGUGAUAUGAAAGGACCCAGCAUUGAUAUCCAGGGCCCCAAACUUGAUGCGGAUCUCCCAGAUAUUGACCUUGAAGGCCCAGAUGCUAAAAUUAAGAUGCCGAAGAUGAAGCUGCCCAAGUUUGGGAUGCCUGGCUUCAAAGGGGAAGGCCCUGAUGUUGACUUGAGCCUCCCCAAAGCAGACAUUGAUGUUUCAGGACCCAAAUUGAAUGCUGAUAUGCCGAGCAUAGACAUUGAAGGUCCAGAGGGAAAACUGAAAGGUCCCAAGUUCAAAAUGCCUGAAAUGCAUUUCAAGACACCAAAAAUCUCCAUGCCGGAUAUUGACUUAAACUUGAAAGGACCCAAGCUAAAAGGAGACAUUGAUGUUUCCACCCCAAAAUUAGAAGGAGAACUGAAGGGCCCCAACGUUGACAUCAAGGGUCCCACAGUAGACCUAACUGGCCCAGAUAUGGAUCUCCACAGUGAGGGGAAACUGAAAAUGCCAAAAUUGAAGAUGCCGCAUUUUAGCAUCUCGACGCCUAAACUGGAAGGCCCUGAUGUGGAUGUGAGCUUUCCAAAGGGAGAGGUCAACAUUGAAGGCCCGAAGUUAGAUGUGGAAGCUCCAGAAUUUGAUAUUGAAGGCCCAGAAGGGAAGCUGAAGGGUUCAAAAUUUAAGAUGCCAAAACUGAAUAUCAAAGCACCUAAGAUCUCCAUGCCUGAUGUAGACUUGAACCUUAAAGGCCCCAGAGCGAGAGGGGAGAUGGAUGUAACUGUCCCAAAUAUUGAAGGCAAUUUGAAAGGACCUCAAAUGGAUAUCAAGGGCCCCAAAGUGGAUAUUGAAGCUCCAGAUAUUGACAUUGAAGGCCCCGAAGGAAAAUGGAAGAGUCCGAAGUUUAAGAUGCCCGAAAUGCAUAUCAAGGCUCCAAAAAUCUCCAUGCCAGAUGUUGAUUUGAAUCUGAAAGGUCCCAAAAUCAAGGGUGAUGUGGAUGUUUCAGCCCCCAAACUUGAAGGAGACUUGAAAGGCCCAGAAUUUGAUAUCAGAGGAACCAAAUUGGAUAUUGACGUGCCAGAUGUUGAUCUCCAUGGGCCAGAGGGAAAACUGAAGAUGCCCAAAUUCAAAAUGCCCAAAUUUGGAAUGCCAGGCUUCAAAGGGGAAGGCCCAGAUGUUGACGUGAACCUCCCCAAAGCAGACAUUGAUGUUUCUGUUCCAAAAGUUGACAUUGAUGCUCCAAGCUUGGACAUUGAAGGACCAGAAGGAAAAGUGAAAGGGCCCAGAUUUAAGAUGCCUGACAUGCACUUCAAAUCACCCAAAAUUUCCAUGCCAGACGUUGAUUUCAAUUUGAAAGGCCCUAAACUGAAGGGAGAUUAUGAUGUUACAGUUCCAAAGCUGGAAGGUGACUUGAAAGGCCCAGACUUCAACAUUAAGGGUCCUAAGUUAGACAUAGGUGCUCCUGAUGUUGACAUUGAAGGCCCUGAAGGAAAAUGGAAGAGUCCGAAGUUUAAGAUGCCCGAAAUGCACAUCAAGGCUCCAAAAAUCUCCAUGCCAGAUGUUGAUUUGAAUCUGAAAGGUCCCAAAGUCAAGGGUGAUGUGGAUGUUUCAGUCCCCAAACUUGAAGGAGACUUGAAAGGCCCAGAAUUUGAUAUCAGAGGACCCAAAUUGGACAUUGAUGUGCCUGAUGUUGAUCUCCAUGGACCUGAAGGCAAAUUGAAGAUGCCCAAAUUCAAAAUGCCCAAAUUUGGAAUGUCAGGCUUCAAAGGAGAAGGUCCAGAUGUGGAUGUAAGCCUCCCUAAAGCAGACAUUGAUGUUUCUGUUCCAAAAGUUGACAUUGAUGCACCGAGCCUGGACAUUGAAGGCCCAGAAGGAAAAGUGAAAGGGCCCAGAUUUAAGAUGCCUGACAUGCACUUCAAAUCACCCAAAAUUUCCAUGCCAGACGUUGAUUUCAAUUUGAAAGGCCCUAAACUGAAGGGAGAUGUUGACGUUUCGGUUCCAAAGCUGGAAGGUGACCUGAAAGGCCCAGAUGUUGAUAUCAAGGGGCCUAAACUAGAUGUUGACCUCCCUGAUGUUGAGCUUGAAGGUCCCGAAGGAAAACUCAAAGGUCCCAGGUUUAAGAUGCCUGAUAUGCAUUUUAAGACCCCCAAAAUCUCCAUGCCAGAUUUUGACUUGAACUUGAAAGGUCCCAAAGUGAAGGGGGAUGUGGAUGUUUCAGUGCCAAAGUUGGAAGGUGAUCUGAAGGGUCCUGAAAUUGAUAUCAAAGGACCCAAACUAGACGUAGAUGUUCCUGAUGUUGAACUCGAAGGUCCAGAUGGGAAGUGGAAAGGCCCAAAAUUCAAGAUGCCAGAAAUGCACAUUAAGGCACCUAAGAUCUCAAUGCCUGACAUUGAUUUGAACCUAAGGGGUCCCAAAGUAAAAGGUGAUUUGGAUGUGUCUGUGCCAAAGUUGGAAGGUGACUUGAAAGGCCCAGAGGUGGAUCUCAAAGGGCCCAAAUUGGACGUUGACCUUCCUGAUGUUGACCUAGAAGGACCUGAAGGGAAGUUAAAGGGCCCCAAAUUCAAAAUGCCUGAAAUGCAUAUCAAAGCUCCUAAAAUCUCCAUGCCAGAUUUCGACCUGGGUUUGAAAGGACCCAAAGUGAAGGGGGAUGUGGAUGUUUCAGUGCCAAAGUUGGAAGGUGAUCUGAAAGGCCCUGAUGUCAACAUCAAAGGUCCUAAAGUUGGUGUAGAUAUUCCUGAUGUUGAGAUUGAAGGACCUGAAGGAAAACUCAAAGGGCCCAAAUUUAAGAUGCCAGAAAUGCAUUUUAAUGUUCCUAAGAUCUCCAUGCCGGACAUUGAUUUGAACUGGAGGGGUCCUAAAAUAAAAGGAGAUGCUGAUGUUUCUUUACCUAAAUUGGAGGGUGACUUGAAGGGCCCAAAUGUUGACAUCAAGGGUCCCAAACUGGAUGUUGACAUCCCUGACGUUGAGCUUGAAGGCCCCGAAGGAAAACUCAAAGGGCCCAAAUUUAAGAUGCCUGAAAUGAACAUCAAAGCACCCAAAAUCUCUAUGCCAGACUUUGACCUGAACCUGAAGGGUCCUAAACUGAAGGGGGAUGUUGAUGUUUCUUUGCCAACGGUAGAGGGGGAUCUGAAAGGACCAGAUGUUGAUAUCAAAGGUCCCAAAUUAGAUAUUGAUGCUCCUGACUUCAGUAUAGAUGGUCCAGAGGGGAAAGUGAAAGGCCCCAAGUUUAAGAUGCCUGAAAUGCAUUUUAAUGUGCCCAAAAUCUCCAUGCCAGACAUUGAUUUGAAUCUGAAAGGCCCUAAACUGAAGGGAGAUGUUGACGUUUCGGUUCCAAAGCUGGAAGGUGACCUGAAAGGACCAGAUGUUGAUAUCAAGGGGCCCAAACUAGAUGUUGACCUUCCUGAUGUUGAGCUUGAAGGUCCAGAGGGAAAACUCAAAGGUCCCAAGUUUAAGAUGCCUGAUAUGCAUUUUAAGACCCCCAAAAUCUCUAUGCCAGAUUUUGACUUGAACUUGAAAGGUCCCAAAGUGAAGGGGGAUGUGGAUGUUUCAGUGCCAAAGUUGGAAGGUGAUCUGAAAGGCCCUGAAAUUGAUAUCAAAGGGCCCAAACUAGACGUAGAUGUUCCUGAUGUUGACCUUGAAGGCCCAGAUGGAAAGUGGAAAGGCCCUAAAUUCAAGAUGCCUGAAAUGAACAUCAAAGCACCUAAAAUCUCCAUGCCUGAUGUGGAUUUCAACCUCAGAGGCCCCAAACUGAAAGGAGAUGUGGACGUUUCCCUACCAAAAGUUGAAGGUGAUUUGAAGGGUCCAGAAAUUGACAUCAAAGGUCCCAAACUGGAUAUUGAUGCUCCAGAUGUUGACCUGCAUGGCCCAGAAGGAAAACUGAAAAUGCCCAAAUUUAAAAUGCCCAAAUUUGGAAUGCCUGGCUUCAAGGGAGAAGGCCCUGAACUGGAUGUAAAUCUCCCAAAGGGAGACAUUGAUAUAUCUGCUCCCAAGGUGGACAUUGAAGGCCCUGAGUUAGACAUUGAAGGUCCAGAUGGUAAAAUUAAAGGCCCCAAGUUUAAGAUGCCUGAACUGAAUAUCCAUGCACCCAAGAUAUCAAUGCCAGAUGUAGAUCUUAAUUUGAAGGGUCCAAAACUGAAAGGAGAUGUGGAUGUUUCUCUGCCAAAGGUCGAAGGUGGAUUGAAAGGGCCUGACAUUGACAUCAAAGGCCCCAAAUUGGACAUUGACGCACCAGAUGUUGACUUGCAUGGCCCUGAAGGAAAAUUAAGGGGUCCCAAGUUUAAGAAACCUGAAAUGAAUUUUAAUGUUCCAAAGAUCUCAAUGCCAGACAUUGACUUGAAUUUGAAAGGUCCUAAAUUAAAGGGAGACUUGGAAGGCAACAUCAAAGGUCCUAACGUUGAAUUGAAAGGACCUGAAGUUGACUUAGAAGCACCAAAAAUAGAUAUUGAAGGGAAACCAAAGAAAUCAAGAUUUAAGCUUCCAAAGUUCAGUUUUUCUGGUCCAAAGGUUCACACUCCAGAGGUUGACAUGAAGCUUAAGAAACCAGAUGUUAAUAUCUCAGGGCCUAAAGUUGAUGUCCAAGGCCCAGAUGUUGAUGUUCAUGGAAAAGUGAAAGGCCCUAAAUUUAAAAUGCCUUCCCUGAAUAUUUCAUCACCUAAAGUUUCAAAGCCAGAUGUGGAAUUGAAUUUGAAAGGUCCUAAAUUAAAAGGUGACCUCGAUGUUUCUGUACCAAGCCUGGAAGGGGAUUUGACAGCUCCUGACAUAGAUAUCAAAGGCCCCAAGUUGGACAUUGAUGUUCCAGAUGUUGAUCUCCAUGGACCAGAAGGCAAACUCAAAAUGCCCAAAUUCAAAAUGCCCAAAUUUGGAAUGCCAGGCUUCAAAGGCGAGGGUCCUGAGGUGGAUAUAAACCUCCCCAAAGCAGACAUUGAUGUAUCAGGACCCAAAGUGGACAUUGAAACUCCUGACUUGGAUAUAGAGGGCCCAGAGGGCAAGAUCAAAGGUCCCAAAUUAAAGAUGCCUGAAAUGCAUUUUAAUGUGCCCAAAAUCUCCAUGCCAGACGUUGAUUUCAAUUUGAAAGGCCCUAAACUGAAGGGAGAUGUUGACGUUUCGGUUCCAAAGCUGGAAGGUGACUUGAAAGGACCAGAUGUGGAUAUCAAGGGGCCCAAACUAGAUGUUGACCUCCCUGAUGUUGAGCUGGAAGGUCCUGAAGGAAAACUCAAAGGUCCCAAGUUUAAGAUGCCUGAUAUGCAUUUUAAGACCCCCAAAAUCUCCAUGCCAGAUUUUGACUUGAACUUGAAAGGUCCCAAAGUGAAGGGGGAUGUGGAUGUUUCAGUGCCAAAGUUGGAAGGUGAUUUGAAGGGCCCUGAAAUUGAUAUCAAAGGGCCCAAAUUAGACGUAGAUGUUCCUGGUGUUGAACUUGAAGGCCCAGAAGGGAAGUGGAAAGGCCCUAAAUUCAAGAUGCCUGAAAUGAACAUCAAAGCACCUAAAAUCUCCAUGCCUGAUGUGGAUUUCAACCUCAGAGGCCCCAAACUGAAAGGAGAUGUGGAUGUUUCCCUACCAAAGGUUGAAGGUGAUUUGAAGGGUCCAGAAAUUGACAUUGAUGCUCCCGUUGUUGAUAUUCAUGGUCCAGAUGUCGACCUCCAUGGCCCAGAAGGAAAACUCAAAAUGCCCAAAUUCAAAAUGCCCAAAUUUGGAAUGCCCAGUUUCAAGGCAGAGGGCCCAGAUGUGGAUGUGAGCCUCCCAAAAGCAGACCUUGAUGUUUCUCUACCGAAGGUGGACAUUGAUGCACCGAGCCUGGACAUCGAAGGCCCAGAAGGAAAAGUGAAAGGGCCCAGAUUUAAGAUGCCUGACAUGCACUUCAAAUCACCCAAAAUCUCCAUGCCAGAUGUUGAUUUCAAUCUGAAAGGCCCUAAACUGAAGGGAGAUGUUGACGUUUCGGUUCCAAAGCUGGAAGGUGACCUGAAAGGCCCAGAUGUGGAUAUCAAGGGGCCCAAACUAGAUGUUGACCUUCCUGAUGUUGAGCUUGAAGGUCCUGAUGGAAAACUCAAAGGUCCCAAGUUUAAGAUGCCUGAUAUGCAUUUUAAGACCCCAAAAAUCUCUAUGCCAGAUUUCGAUCUAAAUCUCAAAGGGCCAAAAGUGAAGGGUGACGUGGAUGUGUCUGUACCGAAGUUUGAAGGUGACCUGAAGGGGCCCGACGUGGAUAUCAAAGGGCCGAAAUUAGACUUAGAUGUUCCUGAUGUUGAAGUCGAAGGCCCAGAAGGAAAAUGGAAAGGCCCUAAAUUCAAGAUGCCUGAAAUGAACAUCAAAGCACCCAAAAUCUCCAUGCCUGAUAUGGAUUUCAACCUCAGAGGCCCCAAACUUAAGGGAGAUGUAGAUGUUUCCCUACCAAAAGUUGAAGGUGAUUUGAAGGGUCCAGAAAUUGACAUCAAAGGUCCCAAGCUGGAUAUUGAGGCUCCAGAUGUCGACCUCCAUGGCCCAGAAGGAAAACUGAAAAUGCCCAAAUUCAAAAUGCCCAAAUUUGGAAUGCCCAGUUUCAAGGCAGAGGGCCCAGAUAUGGACGUGAGCCUCCCAAAAGCAGACCUUGAUGUUUCUCUUCCGAAAGUGGACAUUGAUGCAGCGAGCCUGGACAUCGAAGGCCCAGAAGGAAAAGUGAAAGGUCCCAGAUUUAAGAUGCCUGACAUGCACUUCAAAUCACCCAAAAUUUCCAUGCCAGAUGUUGAUUUCAAUUUGAAAGGACCUAAACUGAAGGGAGAUGUUGAUGUUUCGGUUCCAAAGCUGGAAGGUGACCUGAAAGGACCAGAUGUGGAUAUCAAGGGGCCCAAACUAGAUGUUGACCUUCCUGAUGUUGAGCUGGAAGGUCCUGAAGGAAAACUCAAAGGUCCCAAGUUUAAGAUGCCUGAUAUGCAUUUUAAGACGCCCAAAAUCUCCAUGCCAGAUUUUGACUUGAACUUGAAAGGUCCCAAAGUGAAGGGGGAUGUGGAUGUUUCAGUGCCAAAGUUGGAAGGUGAUUUGAAGGGCCCUGAAAUUGAUAUCAAAGGGCCCAAACUAGACGUAGAUGUUCCUGAUGUUGAACUCGAAGGCCCAGAUGGGAAGUGGAAAGGCCCUAAAUUCAAGAUGCCAGAGAUGAACAUCAAAGCACCCAAAAUCUCCAUGCCUGAUGUGGAUUUCAACCUCAGAGGCCCCAAACUGAAAGGAGAUGUGGAUGUUUCCCUACCAAAGGUUGAAGGUGAUUUGAAGGGUCCAGAAAUUGACAUUGAUGCUCCCAGUGUUGAUAUUCAUGGUCCAGAUGUCGACCUCCAUGGCCCAGAAGGAAAACUCAAAAUGCCCAAAUUCAAAAUGCCCAAAUUUGGAAUGCCCAGUUUCAAGGCAGAGGGCCCAGAUGUGGAUGUGAGCCUCCCAAAAGCAGACCUUGAUGUUUCUCUACCGAAGGUGGACAUUGAUGCACCGAGCCUGGACAUCGAAGGCCCAGAAGGAAAAGUGAAAGGUCCCAGAUUUAAGAUGCCUGACAUGCACUUCAAAUCACCCCAAAUCUCCAUGCCAGACGUUGAUUUCAAUCUGAAAGGCCCUAAACUGAAGGGAGAUGUUGACGUUUCGGUUCCAAAGCUGGAAGGUGACCUGAAAGGCCCAGAUGUGGAUAUCAAGGGGCCUAAACUAGAUGUUGACCUUCCUGAUGUUGAGCUUGAAGGUCCUGAAGGAAAACUCAAAGGUCCCAAGUUUAAGAUGCCUGAUAUGCAUUUUAAGACCCCCAAAAUCUCUAUGCCAGAUUUCGAUCUAAAUCUCAAAGGGCCAAAAGUGAAGGGUGACGUGGAUGUGUCUGUACCGAAGUUUGAAGGUGACCUGAAGGGGCCCGACGUGGAUAUCAAAGGGCCGAAAUUAGACGUAGAUGUUCCUGAUGUUGAACUCGAAGGUCCAGAAGGGAAGUGGAAAGGCCCUAAAUUCAAGAUGCCAGACAUGCAUUUCAAGGCACCUAAAAUCUCCAUGCCAGACAUGAACCUAAACUUGAAAGGGCCCAAACUUAAAGGUGAUGUGGAUGUUUCUGUCCCAGAAUUUGAAGGGGAUCUAAGAGGGCCUGAAAUAGAUAUCAAAGGUCCAAAGAUAGAUGCUCCUGACAUUGAUAUUGAGGGACCUGAUGGAAAACUGAAAGGACCUAAAUUUAAGAUGCCUGAAAUGAACAUCAAAGCACCAAAAUUAUCCAUGCCAGAUGUUGACCUCAACUUGAAGGGCCCAAAACUGAAGGGAGAUGUGGAUUUAUCUCUUCCCAAGAUUGGAGGUGAUUUGAAAGCACCAGAUAUGGAUAUACAUGGCCCUAAACUGGAUGUUUCCGUUCCUGAUGUUGAGCUUGAAUGCCCUGAAGGAAAACUCAAAGGUCCCAAGUUUAAGAUGCCUGAUAUGCAUUUUAAGACUCCCAAAAUCUCCAUGCCAGAUCUUGACUUGAACUUGAAAGGUCCCAAAGUGAAGGGGGAUGUGGAUGUUUCAGUGCCAAAGUUGGAAGGUGAUUUGAAGGGCCCUGAAAUUGAUAUCAAAGGACCCAAACUAGACGUAGAUGUUCCUGAUGUUGAACUCGAAGGUCCAGAAGGGAAGUGGAAAGGCCCUAAAUUCAAGAUGCCUGAAAUGAACAUCAAAGCACCUAAAAUCUCCAUGCCUGAUGUGGAUUUCAACCUCAAAGGCCCCAAACUGAAAGGAGAUGUGGACGUUUCCAUACCAAAGGUUGAAGGUGAUUUGAAGGGUCCAGAAAUUGACAUUGAUGCUCCCAGUGUUGAUAUUCAUGGUCCAGACGGAAAGGUGAAAUUCCCCAAGAUGAAGCUGCCCAAAUUUGGCAUGCCUGAGUUCAAAGGGGAAGGACCUCAUGUCGAUGUAAAUCUACCCAAGGGAGAAUUGGAAUUAUCAGGCCCCAGCUUGGACAUAGAAGGACCAGAAGGAAAACUGAAGGGUCCCAAAGUAAAGAUGCCUGAAAUGCAUUUCAAGACACCUCAAAUAUCCAUGCCAGAGAUUGACUUAAAUCUGAAGGGACCUAAAGUGAAGGGUGAUGUUGAUGUCGCUCUUCCCAAGGUUGAAGGCAGCUUAAAAGGUCCAGGAAUUGAUAUUCAGGGGCCAGGAAUUGAAGCUAAGGGCCCUGAGAUUGACUUGGAGUGUCCAGAUGUAAACCUUGAAGGGCCAGAGGGAAACGUUAAACUCCCAAAAUUUAAAAUGCCAAAGUUUGGAUUUGGAGCAAAAAGCCCCAAGGCAGACGUCUCCCUCCCAGAAGGUGAACUGAAUGUUGAAUCACCUGACAUCACCAUUUCUGGAAAAGGGAAGAAAAGUAAAUUCAAAAUGCCUAAAAUCCACAUGAGCGGGCCUAAAAUCAAAGGCAAGAAGGCUGGCUUUGGCGUGAGUGGAGAUAUGGAUGCAAGUAUGAAAUCGCCAGAUUUGGAAGGAAGCAUUUCUGUCCCUGAAGCAUCCCUGAAAGGAGACAUGAACAUCAAGUCACCCAAAGGAAAGAAGUCUAUGUUUGGGAAACUCUCUUUUCCUGACGUCGAGUUUGAUAUCAAAUCACCUAUGUUCAAGGCUGAUGCUUCUUUGCCAAAGGUGGAAGGGGAAAUCAAGUCACCAGGAAUAGACGUCUCCUCACCAUCUCUGAAAUCUCCAGAUCUUGACAUCACAGUUCCCAGCGGAAGUGCCAGCCUCCCCGAUGUCAAUAUUGGAGGUCCUGACAUCCAUCUCAAGAAGCCAAAGUUCAAAUUCUCAGGUGGAAAUGUCGAUCUGGCUGGUCCCAAACUGGAAGGAGACCUUCGAGGCCCAAGUGUUGAUGCCAACCUCAGCGCGCCUGACAUCAGCCUGAAAGGUCCAUCAGUGAACCUGCCAUCCAUGGAUGUUUCUGCUCCUUCCAUGUCAGCCCCUGACAUUAACUUGAAAGGACCAAAGCUGAAAGGUGAUAUUGACCUUCCCCAGAUGGAAGGACAAGGCCUAGAAGGGAAAUUAAAAUUGCCAAAAUUUGGCUUGCCAAAGAUCGGGAAGCCAGGUGUGAAAGUGGAGGGGCCCGAGGUGGACCUUCAAGGAAAACUGCCCUCAGCAAGUGUUGAUGUUUCGGCCCCAAGCAUCGGAGGAAGUAUGAGCGCUCCUGCAGUGGAUGUAAGCUUGAAAGGACCAAAAUUUGGAGGAGACGUGGGCCUUUCUGGUGACAUUAAAGGUCCAAGGAUCGGAUUUGGCACACCAGAUGUUGAUGUCAGUGGUUUUGAAGGAAAGCUUAAAAUGCCAAAGGCCCCAGGCCUUGAUGUCAAUGUGAGUGCUCCAGACCUGGACGUGAAAGCGCCAACAGUGAAAAUGGCCUCUGGAGGAGGCAUUUCAGCGCCUGACUUUGAUGUGAAUCUGAAAGGACCAAAGAUCAAAGGAGACUUCGGCAUUUCUGGCAGCAUUACAUCUCCCAAGGUGGCUGUCGAGGCACCUGACGUUAAUGUGGAAGGCUCUGGAGCUGGAAUUAAGAUUCCCUGCAUGAAGUUGCCCCAGUUUGGCAUCGCCAGUGAAGGAGGAAGUAUUUCAGGACCACAGAUCAAAGGGCCUGAAGUGGAUCUCAGAGGACAUGACAUUUCUGCCCCAGGCUUUGACUUGAAUGUGAAAGGACCAAGUUUGAAAGGUGACGUUAACGUAUCUGGUGGCAUGAAAGGUCAACAGAUCGGCGUAGGGGCACCAGGUGUGAAGAUUUCUGGCAUGGGCUUGGACGCUGGCGCUCCUGAUGUCAGCUUGAGAGGACCUUCACUCAACGUGUCAGCUCCCAAAGUUUCUGGGCCAGAACUAAACAUGGGCAUGCAGGGGUCUGGAGGCCUUCAGUUUUCUGGACCAAAGGCAGGGGUUGAUCUCAAAGGUCCCAAAUUAGAGGUCAAAGGUCCUUCUGUUGGGGUGAAUGUUCCACACAGCCAUUUAGAAAGCUCAUCUGGACAAGUGUCGUUCCCCAAAAUGAAAAUGCCAAAAUUUGUGGUUGCGGGGCAAGAGCUAACUGGAAGGGAGGUUGGGGUUGAUGUUGAGUUCCCUCAGGCGCCAGAGGCGAGCUUCCAUGCCGGGGCGGUGAAUGUGGAACUGGAAGAGCCUGACGUUAAGCUUAAGAAAUCCAAAAUCAAAAUGCCAAAGUUCCAUUUCUCAAAAUCUAAGGUCAAAGGCAGCGUUGGCUCCCCAGAGAUCUCAGUGUCUGCCUCAGGGUGCGAAGGGGAGUUACAGGCCAGCCUGGGUUCCUUGGAGGGUGAUGUGGAAGUGGAAGGAUCUGCUUCUCCGAAAGGGAAGUUCUCCUUCUUUAAGGGCAAAAAGUCCCGGCACCGGUCGUCGUCUUUCAGCGAUGAGCAUUCCUCGCAUUCGACGCCAACAGGCACACUGGAGCACGACAAAGGCAAACAGGCCAAGCUGAAAUUUGGUACGUUUGGAGGGAUAGGGACAAAAACUAAAGGUUCUUAUGAGGUAUCGGGAAGUGACGACGAAAUGAAAUGAGUGAAAUGGGGGGGGGGGUUCUCGUGUACAUAUUGUCUCUCUGUGUAUAUAUCUUAUCUAUCUCCCUUAUAUGUGUGUAUAUACAAAUUUCCUAGCUUGAAAUGCUCAGCAAUAAAAACGGGGUGCCCAGUGAAAUGGUAGGCCUUAACUGAGAAAUAACCAUGUUUUUACUGUGGUCAGGGAGUUGUCCCAACAUGAUUAUCUCUUCCAUAGAUAUAUGUAUAGAUAUCUCACAGAAACUGAUACAGCAGAUUUUUGGUUUUUUUUUGCAAAGUUCUUAAAGCAGUGAUAAUGGCAGGUAAACUUGCAUCCCAGAAUGCAUUGCCGUGCUUCCCACAAUGCACUGUGGCUGUAAUAACGGUUAAGUAGUGCCAUUUUUUUUUAUAUAAAAAAAGCGGCAACACACACAUAAUACAGAAUGCUGCUUGGUGAAUCAGCUGUAUCAGUUUGAAUUAAACAGUAUCAUUUGUGCCAUGGGUAAUAAUGCCGUUUGUGUGACGGGCACUUCUUCCGGCUACCAAUUUGAAAAGAGGUGGAACCUGGAUUUAUGUGAUAUUUAAAGCUGUGCCAUUAGGAAGGUGGGAUGUACAGUUCCUCAGAUGUAUUUUGGAAGUUCUCUCUUGUGUUUCAGGGUUGGGGGUUUGCGCUUCGUACGCUGAGAGCUUUACGUUUACUUAAGCAAGCUUUUAAAAACAUAAAUAUAUAUAUACUUUUCGACUUGCUAAAUAUCUUCAGUGUUGAUCUAUGGCAAUUGUUUUCCAUUUCAGUGACUCCCCUCCCCCUCCUGCUUUUAUCUGUGGAAGGGGGCAGCUAAAAAAAUUCUUAUCGUUUAAAAAUUGGAUGUGGUAAAAGAAAAAGAAAAAGACUCUGUAAAAAUAUAUAGAUGAAACUGAGAUGUGUCAAAUUUGGGGCCUCACAAACAGUCUUACAUUGCUGCAGAAAGGUCAGGUUUUUUUGUAUUCAUUUGAUACACCCAUGGUAUCAUUCCCAUUUUUGUCUGGUUAAAAAAAGUCACGAUAAAAUAAAUUAACCAAAGAUUUUGUGUACAUUCUUGACACCAUCUUAGUCAUCUCUAUAUAUUUGUUAUUUUUGUAUAAUGAAAUGAAAGUUUUCUGAGAUGUGGAGCAAAAUUCUUCAAGGCCUUCUAUAUUCCCUCCCAACCUUACAGAUGCUAUUUGUUAUCUACUUCCAUCUUUUUGUUUAACAAAUGUAUCUUGAUUUUAAAACAAAACAGUAAAAGGAAAAUCUUUUCAGCACUUUAAAAGCAAAUUAAUUGAGAAUAACUGAUAUUGUAAAAUGGAAAUAAAGUGUUUAUUAACCUUUUGA